AUGGAAAUAAUUGCAGCAAUCUUCAGCCUCCUCAUCUUUUCGGCAAUUUGCCACAGUGAUGCUUUGAGCUCGAAUUACUACGAUAAAACGUGCCCUUCACUGGAAAGUAUUGUCUCGAGUACUGUUAAAGAAGCAUUCAAGACAGAUAAAACAGUACCAGCUGCUGUCCUUCGCUUGCACUUCCAUGACUGCUUCAUAAGGGGAUGUGAUGCUUCUGUGCUUCUAGACAAAGAUGGGAAUAACAAAGUAGAGAAAUCCGGCCCUCCAAACCUUUCACUGCAUGCUUUUUUCGUCAUAGAUGCUGCCAAGAAGGCUGUGGAAGAAGCAUGUCCUGGAGUUGUCUCGUGUGCUGACAUAUUGGCUUUAGCCGCGAGGGAUGCAGUAGGAGUUGCUGGUGGGCCCACUUGGAAUGUGCCUAAAGGAAGGAAAGAUGGGAGAACAUCACUUGCCAGUGAAACAAUACAGCUUCCAGCACCCACAUUCAACUUUUCUCAGCUCCAGCAAAGUUUCGCUCAGAGAGGCCUAAACCUUGGAGAUCUCGUGGCCCUUUCAGGUGGACACAGUCUCGGUUUUUCUCACUGUUCAUCCUUCAAAAACCGAUUGAACAACUUUGAUGCAACUCACAACAUUGACCCUUCAAUCAAUCCUUCAUUUGCUGCCAGCUUAAAAAGAGUAUGUCCAGCACACAAUCAAGUAAAAAAUGCUGGUUCCAACAUGGAUCCUUCCCCAUCAAUGUUUGAUAAUACAUAUUACAAGCUAAUUCUUCAAGGCAAGAGCCUCUUCUCAUCAGACCAAGCCUUGCUCGCAGCUCCAAGCACCAAAAAAUUGGUUUACCAAUUUGCCAGUUCUAAGCAAGCUUUCUAUGAAGCAUUUGCUAAGUCUAUGAUCAAGAUGAGCAGCAUUACAGGAGGACAAGAAGUGCGAAAGAAUUGCAGAAGGGUCAAUUAAGUUGAAAAACCUUUAAAGCCUCUUAGAUGUUGUAGACGGUCAGUCAGGGCAAUCAAGCACAGAGGGUGGCAAUUGUGUGAAGUGUUUCAGAAUUUGUUUUUCCUUUUACAUAAACUGAGAAAGACUAGGAUGAGCUUCUAUAGAAGGUGCAUCUUAAGUUAUCCUUGCAGAUUAAGAUCAGCUAUUUACCAAAUAGGUGAUGGUUGAGCCGUUGAGGUCCUGGCAAAGGAAAAGUGGCCUUAGUUAAGUGUGGCAGUAUGCUGCUUUUCCCUUUGCAAGAAGUGUAUCUUAAUGCUUUUGUAUUAAAAAGCGCAUGCUAUAAUGUAAUAUUGUAGUGUGAUAGCAGCAAAUGAACUUCAAAUAUUAUGAUUUUUGACAA
Amaranthus tricolor (Joseph's coat) is the source of this 1327-nucleotide messenger RNA. Its product is annotated as peroxidase 64-like. Gene Ontology annotation, cellular component: plasmodesma; plant-type cell wall. Gene Ontology annotation, molecular function: heme binding; peroxidase activity. Bases 1 to 948 code for a protein of 315 amino acids. The transcript has 4 exons. NCBI's taxonomy places the organism in Eukaryota, Viridiplantae, Streptophyta, Magnoliopsida, Caryophyllales, Amaranthaceae. Gene Ontology annotation, biological process: hydrogen peroxide catabolic process; response to oxidative stress. The record is from RefSeq and is a predicted model, not a curated record.